AUGGGUUCACACAACCAUGGCGCUAGCUCCGGCGCAGAGCUCUCCAAUGGUGCCCCGCUGCUGACUGUCAAUGGGAAACCCGUCGAGAAUGGUGUCGUCGACGCGGGAUUGAAGAGCCUAGAUCAUUACCAGAGAGCGCUUCCAAAAUGGCGAUACAACCUACGACAACGACUACUCCCUCUCAUCCGCUGGGAGACCCCAUACUUAGCCAUGCUCCAGGAAAAGUUACGGACACCAGCGUUGGAUAGAUACUUUGCCAUCACGGCCAACCUUGGAACACACACCUUCUUCAUGAUCGGUCUACCAGUCCUCUUCUGGUGCAGUUUCUCUAGCUUCGGCAAAGGCCUUGUCCACAUCCUCGCUGCCGGCGUCUUCUGGACCGGCUUCAUCAAAGAUAUGCUCUCCCUCCCGCGACCGCUCUCCCCUCCUCUCCACCGAAUCACCAUGUCCGGUUCCGCCGCUCUCGAAUACGGUUUCCCGUCUACACACUCCGCCAACGCCGUCUCCGUAACCGUCUACUCGAUCCUCGUCCUCCACAGUGACAAGAACACUUUCUCACCCAGCACGACGUUCGCGCUCGAGCUGCUCGCCUACUUCUACGCCUUCUCCAUCGUCUUCGGCCGCCUGUACUGCGGCAUGCACGGCUUUCUCGACGUCAUCAUCGGUUCCAUCAUGGGCGCCGCCAUCUCCUACAUCGAGUUCUACUACGGCCCGCCCUUCCAAGACUGGCUGUACGCCAGCGACUAUCUCGCUCCCAUACUAUUCGCCAUAACCAUCCUUAUCCUCGUGCGCAUCCACCCCGAGCCGGCGGACGACUGCCCCUGCUUCGACGACUCCGUCUCCUUUGCCGGCGUCAUUGUCGGUCUCGAGAUCGGAACCUGGCACUUUGCGCGGUCAAGGUGGAACCACAUUUACAACGGGCCCAACGCUCUCUUCGACCUCUCGGCCCUAGGCUGGCCGGUGAUUGUCAUUCGUCUCAUCCUCGGCGUCCUCAUCAUCUUUGCCUGGCGCGAAGUAAUGAAGCCUACGCUGCUCAAAGUCCUGCCUCACCUCUUCCGCGUCAUCGAGACCCACGGCCUCUCACUGCCCCGCCGCUUCUUCAUGCCCGCCAGCGAGUACAAGGACGUCCCGCUCAACCUGCGCGACGACGAGGUUCUUCCCAAAGUCAGCGACAUCCCUCGGAUGAUGCGCAGUAUCCGUGGACCUGGGCGUGGUCGAGCGGUCAGUAUUGGACCGCAAAGUGCGGCGGAUGCGUAUGAGACGCUGGCGUAUCGGGAGAGGAAGAGGAGGGAGAGCUUGAGUAGCGAGAAGGGCUCCGGGUUGAAGCAGGCUCAGAGUACUGCUGAGGGCGCUGAUGGAGAGGAGUCCAUGGUUGAUCAGGCUGCGCACUCGUCGGGCGUUGAGAAGUACGAGAGGCAGAUGGGUCAGGGGCAGGUGGUUGUUGAGAGCACAGGGAAUUUGAGCCCAAAUUCAUCGGCCGUGGAGGAGCCAGAGAUGUAUCUGGGCCAGAGGGACGAGUUGGGAGAGAGGGAAAUUUUCUCCAAACUGACGAGGCCGAGAGUGAGGUACGAUGUGGAGGUGGUGACCAAGUUGGUUGUUUAUGCUGGUAUCGGAUGGCUAGCAGUCGACAUGAUCCCUAUAUUAUUCGAGCUCACAGGGUUACUGGGAGCUGGCCAUCUCCCCUUUCCCGUUCCUUCUUCAUGA
Messenger RNA from Neurospora hispaniola, 1704 nucleotides. RefSeq names its product PAP2 superfamily-domain-containing protein. Gene Ontology annotation, molecular function: sphingosine-1-phosphate phosphatase activity. The record is from RefSeq and is a predicted model, not a curated record. NCBI's taxonomy places the organism in Eukaryota, Fungi, Ascomycota, Sordariomycetes, Sordariales, Sordariaceae. Bases 1 to 1704 code for a protein of 567 amino acids. The transcript has 4 exons. Gene Ontology annotation, cellular component: endoplasmic reticulum membrane.